AUGCUCAAACAUGUAGUGGGAUUGACAGCCCUGCUGGGGCUGCUCAGCCACCCAGCACACACUGCAGGAGGCAUACAGCCGAAUGAAGGCACAGCAGCUGCGCUGGGUAACUCCGGGGCUGCUGGCUGUCUCUUUCCUUCCCCUCGGUAUCAGCGGCCCCUCUCCCUGUCGGAACUCCCCACGCCAGAAGGGGAGGGCCCGAGCGGCUUCUGGUGGGCUCUGCCCAAGGCGGUCGAGGAAAAGGAGGUUUCCUUGAGGACCAGGGGUCACGGGGAGCAGCUGCCACGGCAACAGCAGCACCUACAACGGGAGCACGCCCAUCGGGGGCCCGAUGCAACUGCGGAGGGCCUUACAGGAGACAGUUCGGAUUAUGAGGCUCAAGGACAGCAGCAGAGGCAGCAGGAAGGGCUCCGAAAUCACCGCUACGCGGACUCAGAACGUCUUCAGCCGCAGCUACCUAGAGAUUCGGACGAUAAAGCGCAAGCGAAGCAGCCUUUGCUGCCAGAGGCGCAGCCCUCUGGAGAGGAUCAGGUGCAGCAAAAGCCAAGACUGCAUUCAGGGGGCCUGCAAGAACCUGACGAGCUAAGCGAGAGUGAUUGGAGCGAGGGAGAGGCCAGCGGAGAUGAAGGCCAAGCAGAUGCUGCAACGAGCAGCAUGCCACGCUUGCAUUGGCACAUUUCGCCCAAGCAGCUCGAGGGCUCCACGCUGCCGAUGUCCGCAAUCUACAAAGCGGUAUCGAAGAUCAACCGACGCUAUGAACCGUGCGGAGAGACUAUCAGGGAUUUGACCGCCUCAGGUGGGCUGGUGCAGUUUGUUUUGGAUAUUGGAAGCCUCAAAUUGGCUCAUUACCUCUCAUAUAUCCAGAAACAACGGCAGCAGCAUCAAGAGCAGCAUCAGUUGCUCAACUCGGCUAGUGGAAGAGCAGCAAUCCAUCGUUCAAUACAAGGCGUUGACCUCCAAACUCGUAGACAUUUACAUGCGGGUGCUUGA
Molecule: messenger RNA, 990 nt
Organism: Eimeria acervulina
Lineage: Eukaryota; Apicomplexa; Conoidasida; Eucoccidiorida; Eimeriidae
Exons: 5
Coding region: 1-990 (329 amino acids)
Source: RefSeq, a predicted model, not a curated record